AUGUCUAAGGAGGCGCGUGGUGUGUACGCUGAGCUGCCCAGCCGUCAGCAGGUAAGGUUUCAAUUUUAGUUUACGUUAACAAUAUCUUUGCUCACUUGCACCCAUGAAUUUCAUGUUGCAAUUUUCUAAUGUCAGCCUUUUCGAUGUGCUUGUAUGGAAAGUUGAGGCAGUUUGAUAGAAAGACAGGCGUAAACAAGAACACUGAAAUUUGGCGAACGGCUGCGCUUACAUGACGAUUAUUUUAGCUAUUUAAGUCAACCCCUUAUCCCAUCACGUUGAGUUGUACUGUUGUUGUUGUUGUUGUUCACAUCACUUGUGUCAAGUGUCAUGCAAAAUAUAACGAAAAUGCUGAUAAAUUAAUGUAAAUAUAACUGAUAAUUCUGACUACGGAAGAUGCCUUCGUUUCUCAAUUUGGUUAAGUACUGCCAUAGUAGCGGGUGUAAAAUAAUUUUUUGCAAAUGAACAUUGAAAUCAUGCGGAGUCUCAUAUGCGAAAGUAUUUCUCCAUAUCGACCAUACAAAUAUUGAAGUGCAUGUGUCGGGGUCUUUGAUUGGUACUAAAAUUUUCAAAGAAAUUAUACUAUUUACGAAUGAGCUAUGCAGAUCCAACCAAGCAUAUAAAGUAGGUCUGGAUACUACCUGAACGAGAUUAACCAAUUGCUUUUACUCUUACUGUACCUGUAGUGUUCAUAUUCAAGGAAAGGUCUGCAGAAUUCGGGGUUAUUAUUAACUGGUUUGUACUAAAGUGGGAACGGUACUCGCCUUGUCUGUUUACUCUUUGACAAUCUGCAUACUUAUGCGUUGUAUUUGCGUGAAAUUUUGUUUCAAAAUCACAUUUCAGCAAUUUGUUGUUACGACAACUAGUUUCGCAAUGCAUUAUCAACCUCGCGCAAACUUAGCUGGACUGCAUAUUCGGCCCCAUAUGCUCUCUGGGUAGCCGUUCACUCCUGCUGAGUGACGUCAGUUACGCCACUAGCAGAUUGUAAUUUUUGUGAUAUUUAAAAGUUUGCUACAAACAGAACCAAGGCCCGCUCUAAAAAAAUGUUGUCGUUUAACCAAUUAUGUGAACUAUUGUAUUCGCAUAACGACAACCCCUACAGUUUAAGUUCGCCUCCGAACCUAUCACGUCAGGGUUUGAUUUAACGACUUGCAUCUGCCGUUCCUCCCUCCAGAGCUCACAACUCCAACGCAUCAGAUCGCAAUUCCUACUUCCCAUAAAUAAGCACAAUGAUUAUACCGACUGUCCUCGGCUGUGUGGCCACAAUUUUUGCCUGGAUGCUGCAAUAUCAGAAUGGUGGCCUGCUCAAUGUCUUUCUGAAGCCCGUACCAUCCAGUGGUAG
Messenger RNA from Spirometra erinaceieuropaei, 1339 nucleotides. Lineage: Eukaryota; Metazoa; Platyhelminthes; Cestoda; Diphyllobothriidea; Diphyllobothriidae. The record is from the annotation of a GenBank genome assembly.